Protopolystoma xenopodis is the source of this 954-nucleotide messenger RNA. Lineage: Eukaryota; Metazoa; Platyhelminthes; Monogenea; Polystomatidea; Polystomatidae. The record is from the annotation of a GenBank genome assembly.
AUGACCAGCAUUUCCGGAUGUCGGCUUCGCACCACCACGAUGGUGGUUUACAGGGCCAGCUUCGAGGUGAAUCAUGUUUUCAGCGCUUCCCAGGCCAACGAAAUGGCAAAGACUGCCUUCUCCAGACAGCCGAAUGGACCGUUUGAUAUUGAAAUCUGGAACAGCUACACGAACCUGAGUUCCAGGGCCGAAUCUAAUGUACUGCCACCAUGGACACAGAUCCGCAACGACCAAAUCAAAGAGCUCUAUCUGAUGAGUAUUCAUCCAACUUCUGUUGUCCUCUGCAUCGCGCACAACUCCGAGUAUGCCUACGAGUAUAUGUCUUUUUCAUCACAGGAAAAACGCGACGACGUAGUCGAACUGCUAGCUGCUCUCAACCACUACGAAAGCCAGGAUUUGCUGGUGCAGGACGCAAAGCUUCAGAAAUCCGAUUCUGUUUACAAGAAGUACCGCGCCGGGCCACUCGAAGCUGGUACCUCUUUCUACGGAGACCCAAGUAUCUACCGCGAGAUGGCUGGUGAGGUCGAGCCAUUUCUCUUCUUCAUGGUCAGUCUUUUAUCGCACCCAAAACUCGGACCCUCUUCUAACUUGGACCACAUAGAAUUGACUGAAGUUAUUCGCUCCUUGGAGAGAAAGCAGGACCAGUUAUGCAAUUAUGAAAUGCGACUCUUUCCCAACCACUUUACAUUGGACCCCUUGGAACAUGCACCCCUCCUGGGCAGCCGAAUCAUCAAGUUCCCCAACAUAGUCACGGCCAUUGUAUUCGUCGAGACACUAGAGUCUCCUGUGAUGCUAUUACGCAUCUUUAACAAGGGCGUAUAUCACAUGGCCAUACAGUUCAAAAGUCUGCUUGAUCUCAACAACUUUCAGAACUUGAUGGAUCAGGCCAAACGGAUGCCGAAAGAAAAUGCAACUUUCAACGGCCAGUUACCUAGCAACGCACUCACCAACUGA